Messenger RNA from Rhizophagus irregularis DAOM 181602=DAOM 197198, 746 nucleotides. RefSeq lists its product as uncharacterized. The record is from RefSeq and is a predicted model, not a curated record. NCBI's taxonomy places the organism in Eukaryota, Fungi, Glomeromycota, Glomeromycetes, Glomerales, Glomeraceae.
CAAAAACCGCGCCCACAAAACCGGGGUGCUAAUUCGAGUUCGUGUAACAUUCACCUUAUUACAUCUGCAUCAGCCAAGCGAUCUAAGGCUCCGAGUUUUUAGUUUUAGCAAUUUUGAUUUUUUUUUGUCACUGGUGGUCUUUUUUUACCGUUAUAAUAAAUUUAAUGACGUCUACGCCGCGAACACAAGACUUACCGAGGCCCGGUGGUUUCCCAGCUGUUCAAUAUAAGCGCAAUAUACCAAGAAGGGGUCCUUCUGGAUUAGUCCUUUUUACAAGUAUAACGGCCAUAUCUGCAUUGGGUUUCUAUUGGAUGACACAGACGAUUUUAGAGUCCCGUGAAUUAAAACGUGAAAAAAGUUGGUCGCGUAUACAUCUUAUUCCUAUGUUGCAAGCAGAAUUUGAUCGUGAUACAUAUCGUCGCUCUCAAGCUUCUUUAAAGCGUGAAGCUGAAAUUAUGAAAGAUGUUCCAGAUUGGAAAGUGGGCGAAAGUGUAUAUAAUUCGAAGCGUUAUGUACCCCCAUCUGUAUUUAUUUUGCCGGAAAAAUAAUUGAUUGAUUAUUUUAAUUCUAUUAAAUACAACGCUCUUUUUGUUGAAAUGAAUUAUCUGGUUGUUUUUUGUUUAUUAAGUGUUAUAUACCAUAAAACAGAAACAAAGCAAAACAUUUUUUUCGGUGUGAAUAUCAUUUUCUAGACGAUAAAAAUUUUUUUUUUUAAAAAAAAAGGCUCCGUAAUAAUACGAUACAAC